UAUGGCUAUUACUAGGGUAAUAGUGAGUUGGGGCCGCUCCAGGCGAACAUUGCCAGGGCCGAAUUUUGUUGCCAGUCCGACCCUGGUAUUGGCCGUGUGUUGGCUGCGGCAAAAAAUGUGAUCUGGGCAUCCCUAUUAACUACAAAAGCUGACAAAACAAGAAUGUCCUUAAAGGUACAAGUAACUCAAAAUGGUGAAUUUGUAGGUUAAUAGGUGUUGUCUUUCCAUGAGCUCAUAGAAAUGUCAACAGUUGGUGACUUCUAUUGUGCAGAGACGGCGUGUCACUUGACGCGUGAAUGUCAUGUAGAAAACAAUGUCAGGUGACGUAGUAUAUUGACUUUCACCCAGGAGAACUGAGUUCUUGUCCCAUGUGAAACAAAAAGUCAGUGAUGACUUAUUUAAAGUUUUUAAGUUAUUCAAGGUUUUAACUUAGUUAACUUGCUUACGUCACGUGACGUAACAUACUUAUUUUAACCCAAACCAUGUAGUUUUGUUGCCUAAACCUAACCAAACUACAACCGUUUCACGUUAACCACGUUUAUUAUUGUUACCAUGACGAUGGAGGUCACCUGACUAUGACGGCAAAGGUCACCUGACUUCUUCCUUUCCUGCACGUCCGAAACUCAUGAAAUGUGGCAUCUGUAACAGCAUUAAAUGACACGCAAAAAGCUUAAAAUGCGUAGACAUGACACACGAAAUGUCCUUUUUAAAAGUGAUGUACUAUUUAUACGUCAUCCCAUGAGAUCACGUUGUGAGAACACUUCCAGGAAUUUUAACAGUUCUUGGUGAAAUGCGAACUUGUUUAUUGGGACAGUACAGCCACAAAAGAUGACUUUUCACAAGGACACAAGUACAGACAAGAAUGUAGAUUGAGAGAGGCCCAUUGUGCUAUGUUUGUCUGUUGCCAUAGCAACCUAAAGCGUGGCAUUUAUUUCCACAGUCCUUUUUUUUAUUUGCAUCUAAAUCUAAUGCCCAUACUGCCUUCCUUGCGUCUAGACUUUCACAAGAAAGUGUUUUUAGUAGUUAGUAGGGCUGAAACGAUUCCUUGAGUAACUCGAUUUACUAAAAAUCAUAGAAUCAAAUUAUUUGCAUCAAAGCUUUGUUUAAUCCAUAUAAUUACAUACAGCGCACUGUGUUUUGCAUGAAUAAUUAUUACUGUCACACAACGUGCUUACAUUGUGUGUGUGUGUGUGUGUGUGUGUGUGAUUAGAGACAGUUCAGAGCGUCUUUGGUGUGAUUUGACAGCGCGGAUUAUUAUUUCAGAACAUGGAGCAGUCAGGGAUAAUAUUAUAGUGACUCCGAUCUACUGUGCUGUAUGCCACGUGUUCUUUCUUCCCUCCGCUCAGCCAACCACAAGCUUCAUUCCAAAUCAACCCAACCACUAUCCCAUGCAGCCCCUCCCCCAGCUGUUUGUCAGUGUCACACUACCUCUCUUCCUUUCCCAUUUCCUCUGCUGCCUGCUGGCUUGCGCAUGCCCUCCCUCCCUCCAUUGCUUAAUGCAGCUCGGCUAAACAGAGAAAUAAAAGGACAGGUUUAAAAAAGAGCAGAGGCUGACUUUUAGCCGAGAAUCCAAAAAGGCGUGGAAUGGAAAAGCAUCCAGGUUUUUUUUGCGUAAACCCCCAUAAGUGCAAAGGAGUGAAAUGCAGCUCAGUCAGUGGCUAAAUCUAACCUUGGGAAAUUCCAAGCACUCAAUCCGCUCUGGAAUUUGAGGUCCCUGUGAUCUACCACAUUGGCUCAAAUAUGUACAGUAACAGUAUGUUUUCUGGAAAUGACACCUGGAAAUUGAUGUUGUCUUAUAUUUAUGAACUAGACUUUGAAUGCUUAAUUGUGAAAGUGCAACUGUCAUAAUGCAGCAAGUAUUUGCAAAAUUAGGACUCUUUUGAAUGAAGGGAGCAAUCAUCACUGAAAACUUCAUCACCAGUCAUAUUUAUAUACAUAUACAUUUGGAUGAGUUCGAGAGGGUAUGUAAGUGACAUAUUAUGACAUCUGCAAUUGGUGCACACUGUUGAAGGCUGAAGAGAAGCAUUAGGCUUUUUUCACAGAGUACAUUUUGACAUGUCACAGUAAGAAAAGCACAGGUGUAAAUCUAAUUCUGACUUCUGAAUUCCAUUUAGCUGCUUCAGUUUCUGGGUCCUGGUGCUGUGCAUGUGCAUUUCCCACCUCUGGAAAGAUGUCAGCAUGUGUUGUGUAAAAUACAAAACAUUUUUAGUGUAGUCUUGUGUUUUGGAAGGCCCAAGAGUUAUACUAUCUGAGAAUGCAAAGGAACAGAGAAAAUAUGGAGAGGAAAAGGAUGGAAGAGAAGAAUCAGUGUGAGAAGAGGUUGAGGGUGUGUGUGGCGACAUGUAACAGAGCAGACUACUCCAAGCUGGCCCCCAUCAUGUUUGGGAUAAAAGCCCACCCUGACAAGUUUGACCUGGAAGUGAUAGUGCUUGGCUCACAUCUCAUUGAUGAUUACGGAAAUACUUUUCGUAUGAUCGAGCAGGAUGACUUUGACAUUGGCUCCAAGCUCCACACCAUUGUGAGAGGAGAGGAUGAGGCAGCCAUGGUGGAGAGCGUUGGGCUGGCACUUGUGAAACUCCCUGAUGUCCUACAGAGGCUGCGCCCUGACAUCCUGGUCGUCCAUGGUGACCGUUUUGACGCGCUGGCUCUAGCAACUGCUGCAGCGCUGAUGAACAUUAGAAUACUUCACGUGGAGGGAGGAGAGGUGAGUGGUACGAUUGAUGACUCAAUCCGCCACGCCAUCAGUAAACUGUCCCACUAUCACGCCUGCUGCACACGCACGGCAGAGCAGCACCUCAUCGCCAUGUGUGAGGACCACUCUCGCAUCCUGCUGGCUGGCUGCCCGUCAUAUGAUAAGCUUCUGUCAACUUAUCACAGUGAGGAGUACAUGGAUAUUAUCAAGAGCUGGCUGGGUGACAAGGUGCAGGAGUGUGACUACAUAGUGGCUUUGCAGCACCCAGUUACCACUGACAUCCAGCAAUCCAUUAAGAUCUAUGGGCUUAUGCUGGAUGCCCUGCUCUCCUUUAACAAAAAGACCCUCAUCCUCUACCCUAACAUAGAUGCUGGAAGUAAGGAGAUGGUGCGUGUGAUGCGAAAGAAGGGCAUCGAGCAGCACCCCAACUUCCGGGCAGUGAAGCACAUUCCCUUUGAGCAGUUCAUCCAGCUGGUGUGCCAUGCUGGCUGCAUGAUUGGAAACAGCAGCUGUGGGGUACGAGAGGCCGGGGCCUUCGGCACGCCUGUCAUUAACCUGGGAACAAGGCAAACUGGCAGAGAAACAGGUGAAAAUGUUCUACAUGUCAGAGAUGCCGACACUCAGAAUAAGAUCUACCAUGCUCUGGAGCUGCAGUUUGGAAAGAGAUACCCCUGCUCUAAGAUUUAUGGUGAUGGUAACGCAGUGCCUCGUAUUCUCAAGUUUUUACGUACCGUUGACCUGGAUGAGCCCCUCCAGAAGACUUUCUGUUUCCCCCCCGUGAAAGACUCCAUCUCCCAGGACAUUGAUCACAUCCUGGAGACACAGAGCGCUUUGGCUAUUGACCUGGGAGGGACCAACCUCAGAGUGGCUAUCGUCUGCAUGAGGGGUAACAUAGUAAAGAAGUAUACACAGCCCAAUCCAAAGACCUUCGAGGCCAGAAUGCAGCUCUUAUUAAAGAUGUGUGCAGAUGCCAUACGGGACGCCGUCUGCGUUAACUGUAGAAUACUCGGUGUUGGAGUGUCCACGGGUGGGCGUGUAAACCCACAAGAAGGUGUGGUCCUACACUCCACAAAGCUGAUCCAGGAGUGGUCCUCAGUGGACCUGAGAACACCCAUCUCCGAUGCCCUGCACCUACCCGUCUGGGUCGACAAUGACGGCAACUGUGCUGCGUUGGCUGAGAAGAAGUUUGGUCACGGCAAGGGAGUGGAGAACUUUGUCACUGUCAUCACAGGAACAGGUAUUGGAGGAGGGAUUAUCCAUCAGAAUGAGCUGGUCCACGGCAGUACCUUCUGUGCUGCAGAGCUGGGUCACAUCAUGGUUUCAUUAGAAGGCCCAGAGUGUUCGUGUGGCAGCAGAGGAUGCAUAGAGGCCUACGCGUCCGGCAUGGCCCUGCAGAGAGAAGCCAAAAGGCUGCACGACGAGGAGCUACUGAAGGUGGAGGGGAUGGAUAUAAAGCUUGCGGAGCCAAUCACUGCUGCCCACCUCAUCAGCGCAGCCAGACUGGGGAACUCCAAAGCAGACACUGUCCUGAACAAGGCCUCCACAGCGCUAGGUGUGGGCAUCAUUAACAUCCUCCACAUAGUGAACCCCUCACUGGUGAUUCUGUCUGGAGUCUUGUCAUCUUACUACCAGGCCCCAGUGCAGAACAUCAUCUCUGAGAGAGCCCUCAUCUCUGCCCAGAGCAUCAAGGUUGUCACAUCAGUCUUGGAGGAACCUGCUUUACUUGGAGCAGCUAGCAUGGUGUUAGACUAUGCAACCAGAAGGACAUAUUGAAGGAUAUAGUCCUGAUUUACUGAGGACUGCUACCAACAAGAAGAAAGGCUACUGUAUUCUGGAGGAAAUAUAUAUAUAUAUAUAUAUAUAUAUAUAUAUAUAUAUAUAUAUAUAUAUAUAUAUAUAUAUAUAUAUAUAUAUAUAUAUAUAUAUAUAUAUAUAUAUAUAUAUAUAUAUAUAUAUAUUUAAUUAAUUAAAUAAAUACAAUACAUUUUUUUCUUCAAUGACCUUGGUGAAGGUAGUUUUGCUUGUGGUGUCCACAAAAAUAUACAUUCUCAAGCCUGUGAGAAUCAUGCCUUCACCAGGCCAGAUGUUAGCCAGUUUCCAACCUGGAUACAUCAUGUGUUAAGUGGGUCCUUUGCACGGGCCAGAAAUCCCCCCACGUUCUUUCUCUACAUAAUCGGCUAAACGAAGCCCCAGAGCUUAUUUGAGCAAUUAAGUAUUAGCUUUUGAGUAAACUGCAAAGCCAUCUUCAAGCCAAAAUGACCCAUACAUGGUAGGACUCACUCACUCUACCUGUAAUGUGAUGUGGGUCAAUAGAAAAGUCUGUCAUUAUAGAAAACUUGUUUCAAAUGUGACCAAAAUUAUUGCUGAAACAUUCUCCUGUAGCUUCACCUCAAUUUUCCUUAAUUGCUUACUGUUUCACUUUUCUAUAAAUCUUGUAUGGAAUUUUCACUCAAUUGUUAUCUAUUUUGGGAUAAGGGUAGUUGUCAAUUUAUUAUGUUACAAUUCCAUGUUUUGUUAUAAAUUUAAAUAUUUAAGUUGGAAAAUGAGUUGAAAUACUGAACUGGCUUAUAUUAAUGAAAUGUUUAGGCAGCAACUGCUUUAGCUUAACAGCUGCUAUAGUAUGAUGAGGACCUGAUGGUGAAUCUUUUUUUAUUUAUUUUUUUACGUGUCAUUAUGAAGAUUUGAACUGAUUUUGAAGUUUUCUUCAUGCCUUCCGAAGAUAUAUAUUCUCAAAAUAUUGACAUGGUUUGUAUGUAGUAUUAAAUACUGUAUUGUACAUUACAUGAUAAUUAAGAUUUUGGGAUGAAUUUCUUCGUAAUUGUAUUGGUUUAUGUCCAAAUAAAUACAGUCUUGUUUUAGGUAUACACAAGACAUAAACUUCAGUGAAGUCAAAUGAGGAAGAUAUGGAUUUUCUGUAGCGUACAAAUCCUGUUGACACUGUUGCAAAAGCCCAGUCCACAAUAUUGUUGCCCUCUUUGGGUGUUGAUGCAGCUUCUUAGUUUGAUGUCUGCACAGAAAAAGUGCAACUUUUACAGUGCACUGCAAUUCAAACCACAAAUCUUUUACUUCAGCAUUUACAGCCUUUAAAAUACAUGUAAAACAUACAGUAUGUGUAGUGGUUAAUACGUCCAAAUAAAAGUCACACAGUUUUAAAAAGAGGUUCUAUGUAAAAGAAUGAGAAAAACAAAUCUGCAAUUGGGGCGAUGUUCUUCCGGGGGUCCAGCAGAGUUGACAGAACUGCUGUUUCCAAAAGUAGUUUUGCCAUUGCAAAUUUUACUUUUUAACAGUGACUGCAACCUUUCUCAGUGUUCAAUCGAAUGAGUCUGCUGAACAUUCAAACUGAAUGAAAUAGCAUGAAGUACUGUAUGGGACUUUAACUUAGGAAUCAUGGCCACCCAUUUUAACCCAGCUGAUUUCUGCACCCUGUCUCCCAUAUCAGUAACAGAUUGGAGCAUCUAACGGAGAUGCAGUAUCUGAAUUUUCCACUAUUGUUGCCGCUGCUAACUGGUUUAUUGUCACUCCAGUCCAUUCAGUACUGCACCACUCACUCAUGCAAUUUAUUAAUGUGUGCCCUGUGAGUCAGUCUGUGCAGCCAUAUUCAGUUAUGUUCCUCACUUCAGAUAUUUUGAUGAUUUUCUGAAUUUUAAUGCCUGAAUUGCAAUUAUAAAAACAUUGGCAUUAUUUGUCUUCUUUUUAAUCUUUAAUUCCCAUAAAUGAGUUAUCUUGAGCAUAAACUCAAUUUAAAUAGCAGGGAAAUUAGGAGCCAGGUCCUAGUCAAGUCCUAUAUCCCCAUAUAAGUCCUGUAACUUACUCAAAUGAGGAUUUUACAGUGCUGUACUUGGAAAAGUGCACGCCUGUAUUAGCAAGGAAACGCUUGUUGUUGAUGACCUCUGUAAAGUAAGCAACAACUGAAUGCAUAUUUUUGUUCCUUGUGGUUCUUACGUUCAGCAACACAGGCUGUUAAGUAUUUAAAAAUGAAAUGUCAAAUGCAGUUUUCAUUUUCACUUAAAUAUUCCUUGCAUAAAUUGAAAAUCACAUUACAUUGUUUAUAUUAUAUUUUCAAAUUUGAAUUAUCAUUUGCAUAUCAUCCACUGUACAGCGGGUUACCACUGAAAAUUAAAUGUCAAACAGCUUUUCCAUUGUGAUUUUAACAUUGUCAUAGAAUGGCCAUAUAAUUAUGUGAAAAUGAAAAUUGGAUUAUUGCAUUUUCAUUUUUACUCUAACAUACAUAUGUGGACAAUUAUAAUGCUAUUGCGGAAUUACAUUUUCAAGUUUACAUUAUCAUUUGAAUAUAGUCCUGUAUACGCUUCCAUACUCGAGUUUCUAGUUUUUGAAUUAUAAGUUCUAGCUUUGAAAUACUGUAGCACUGAGUCCGUCUAACAGUGUUUGGUGAAUCACACUGGUAUUGUUGUGAUGUUUUAAAACAAAUAUAUUUGCUCCCAACUGCA
Molecule: messenger RNA, 7140 nt
Organism: Siniperca chuatsi (mandarin fish)
Lineage: Eukaryota; Metazoa; Chordata; Actinopteri; Centrarchiformes; Sinipercidae
Gene: gne
Product: glucosamine (UDP-N-acetyl)-2-epimerase/N-acetylmannosamine kinase
Exons: 15
Coding region: 2255-4465 (736 amino acids)
Biological process (GO): UDP-N-acetylglucosamine metabolic process
Molecular function (GO): UDP-N-acetylglucosamine 2-epimerase activity; hydrolase activity, hydrolyzing O-glycosyl compounds; N-acylmannosamine kinase activity
Source: RefSeq, a predicted model, not a curated record